Messenger RNA from Epinephelus fuscoguttatus (brown-marbled grouper), 1882 nucleotides. Its product is annotated as ubiquitin-conjugating enzyme E2 D2-like. The record is from RefSeq and is a predicted model, not a curated record. Gene Ontology annotation, cellular component: nucleus. The coding region runs from base 389 to 835 and encodes 148 amino acids. Gene Ontology annotation, molecular function: ubiquitin conjugating enzyme activity. Lineage: Eukaryota; Metazoa; Chordata; Actinopteri; Perciformes; Serranidae. Gene Ontology annotation, biological process: protein polyubiquitination; ubiquitin-dependent protein catabolic process. The transcript is spliced from 8 exons.
GGAUACAUCACACAGCCGCUACAGGCUAACGGCAGCGACCGACAGCACCACAGCAGCUUUGUCGACCGGGUUCACCUCACCUGGCACGAAUUCAGCCCCAACCGGGGAUACUAAUAAUCCAAUAUAAUACGUCUAAACUCCGGGGGAAGUGAGGGUUAACGGAGGACACGGACCGUCUGUCGCUCGGCAGGAGAAACACCGCCGGUUAUCUUUGUUACCGACUCCGCGCUUACGUAGUUUUCGCUCGCUAGCUAACUGCGCUAGCUCGAAAAGAAAGGCCGUGUCCAGUUGACUCAGUUAUUUAACGGAUAGCGGGAUCUUUGUGGCAUAUCACGGUUGCCUCCCACCGUUUGGAUUGGAAACCCUUUAAGUGAAACAUCGAGACAGGAUGGCCCUGAAAAGGAUUCACAAGGAGCUUAACGACCUGGCUCGUGACCCUCCAGCACAGUGCUCAGCCGGCCCAGUGGGCGAUGACAUGUUUCACUGGCAAGCCACAAUCAUGGGACCUAGUGACAGUCCAUAUCAGGGAGGUGUUUUCUUCUUGACAAUUCAUUUUCCAACAGACUACCCCUUCAAACCACCCAAGGUUGCAUUUACAACAAGAAUUUACCACCCAAAUAUUAACAGUAACGGCAGUAUCUGCCUGGAUAUUCUCAGAUCACAGUGGUCUCCUGCACUUACUAUUUCUAAAGUUCUUCUCUCCAUUUGCUCACUCCUAUGUGACCCAAACCCUGAUGACCCACUAGUGCCAGAGAUUGCACGAAUCUACAAAACAGAUAGUCCGAGGUACAAUAAACUAGCUCAGGAGUGGACAACCAAGUAUGCCAUGCUUUAGGAUACACCAGAAUGGCAAAAGACUGGACACACAAAUACGCGAUGUGAUGUCAUCAUGUGGAGAGCUGGUGGAAAAUGUUGUUGCUGGUUCAAACAAAAGAAAUCCGGGAUUCUAUUUUUUCUUUUUCACUUUUUCCUUUUUGUUAAUCAGAGCAUUUUACCCCUCUUUAUUAUUAUUUUUAUUUUUCCACCUGCGCGCUCAUAAGAAGAUAGUGUUUUCUCUUUAGGACACGUGCCAGUUUCUGUGAAGUAUCGACUCCCAGUUUGUUCGGAGUUUAAAAAAAAAAAAAGAAGAAAAAAAAAAGCAAUCACCAUGGUUCUGAACACUCGAGCAUGCACCAGUAAGAGUUGGUGAUGUUAGUCAUUUACUCUGCACACACAGUAGAAUCUGAUGCGACUGUAUCGACCCCGUGGCGCUCCGGUUGGUUGGCUGGAUCCUGUGCGGUCGAUCUUUACGUCACCGUCAGCUGGAUUUCAGAGCACUUAUAGAGAAGCCUGUCUGCGGCCGUACCUGUAAAUUCUGAACUUUAAAAGUUGGUAAAAUUCUGCAUUUAAUGGGAAAAUGCCAAUCAUAUGACAGAUUUGGGAAACUGGUUGGUGGCUCCUGGACUGGUGUGAUGUCAGUUUGUUCUUCUGAUCUUUAGCAUAGUAAUCUAUUACCUGAGGAGAGAAGUGUAUCUUAUUCCACUAUCAAAGUGUGUGUACAGAGAAGCACAGCAGUAUAUAUCACUGUUAAGGAAACAAAAUAUAAGAACUUCAAUGUUGUAUUUUAUGCAUGUUAAUAAAGGUAGGCUCUUAUAUCUGAUAUGUUUCUGCUAAUUAAGUGGAUCGUAUGACUGAACAGUUGGAAAAACGUGGUUCCCCUCAAAGGCUAUUUUUCUUUUAUUCAUUAUUUAGAAGCCAGUAGAUGAGCUCUUAGUUUGAUGCCCACUCGAACACUGUCUUCUUGUAGCCCUAAAAUAUUGAUGCAAAGCUGAUGGUUGAUAAUCAACUUGUGGCUCUGUUUCUUUUUAGUUUUCCCUUCAAUAAAGUUACAUAAACCAUUAAA